Molecule: messenger RNA, 649 nt
Organism: Brassicogethes aeneus
Lineage: Eukaryota; Metazoa; Arthropoda; Insecta; Coleoptera; Nitidulidae
Source: the annotation of a GenBank genome assembly
AGUAACAUAACCUACAAAACAAACGGCUUCAAAAUGACAACAAGCAUAGUCAAGGCGUACAAGAUUUUGGUAAAUAAACAUAUGACAGUCUACAAUGCAUUUCAAACGGGGUUUCUCAUGGCAGGCGGCGAUUUUAUAGCACAAACAGUGGUGGAGAAAAAAUCACUAGAAAGUUACGACACGGUUAGGACAGCGAAAUUUUUCGGCAUCGGUUUGCUCUUCGUGGGCCCGACAAUUUCCGCGUGGUACAAAUUUUUGGACAAGAAGUUCACCGCGCAGGUGCGCCAACUCGCGAACAAAAAAACAGCGGUUUUCAAAAAAGUCGCGUUGGAUCAACUUAUUUUUGCGCCCGUGUUUAUCGCGGCGAUUAUUAGCGUUAUUGAUCUGUCAGAAGGAGGGGAGGUGAGGAAAAUUCCGUGCGAGUUGGGGAAAAAAUACCCCGAUAUUUUGCUGGCGAAUUAUAAACUAUGGCCGUGGGUUCAGCUCGUUAACUUUUAUUUUGUACCUUUGAAACAUCAGGUUUUACUUGUGCAAUCUGUUGCUGUUUUGUGGAACACCUAUAUCUCAUUCAAAACCCAUGAAAAUUAGUUUUUAGGAAUUAAUAUUUUAUUUAUAUAGAUAGGUAUUUCGUAGAUAGUAUUGUUAAAAC